UUUCGUAUUUAUGCAAACAUUUACAUAUAUACUUACUUUCGCUCUACUUACCUUUCUCGCUUUUACUUUCGUAUUUACUAUCUCUUACACUUGUACAUACUUACCUCUGUAUAUUUACUGCCACUACAUACUUAUCAUCUUAUGUACUUACCUAUGUAUACUUACCCCUUCUUACUCUCUCAUGUUUCCCCGGUUCUUCUCCUGCUUAAUACUUCUAAGUUAAGCCGUUAGGUUAGGCAGUAGGUUAAGAAUAUGAAAUGAAGAAUUGUAAUAAACACUCGAAUUGUAAUAUCGGAACCGUGCGGUCAUUAUUUGUCCUCCCAGGCAACUAAAUCGGAAAUAAUUUGGUAGUGUUUCGCGCUCCUCUAACAGUGACAAGAACUGAUAAAAAAAGGUACAAACCAACUUAACACAAAAUAGUGUUGAAUUUUUCAUGGCGCCCGAGCAGGGACCUAGUGCGAAAUACACAUAACAAAUAAGAGAAUUUGCUAAAUUAUUAAAAGCAAAGGCGAUUAAUUGUCAUACAAAGUGAUUUGGACAAACUGUUGAAAUAAGAGGUCCUUAAUUACUAAAAAAUUUAAACUCAUUUGAUACAAUACAUCAAUAUACGAGUACAUAUAACGUUUAUUUAGUUGCCUGCGCGGUCCGUGACAGUCAGUCGUCUCGCAUAACAAAAAUACAAACACACAAACCAUAAAAAUAAGCAAAGAACAAAGAGAGUGCAGUGACAGUGGGCCGUAGUGCAUAAAACACACAAAAAUUAAAAUUAAGAAUAAUUUCAAAAAAAAUAUAUAUAGACAUAUAUACAAGCACAAUUAAAAGGCAUACGGCUGUUAAAAACGAAAUUUUACACACACAUAAAUAAACAAAAAAUAUCUCGCAAAACGGAAUCAAAUAAACUUACCACUAAAAAGUUUCCGCUGGAACUGCUACUUAUUUUUAUUGUAUACAUACUUACCUACCGUUGGAGCUGCUGCUUACUUUCUGCGUUGGAACUGCUACCUUGGAUACUAGCCUAAGAUUUGCUGUGUUACUGGGAAGCUGCAUAAAUUUACCGCUGCAUCGUUGGACAUCGCGGGAAUGAACUGCGAGUGUAUCGUCUGCAAGAGGGAAGUUAAGGCUGGAAACAAACCGGUCCAUGAUAAACAGGUUCAUUGGUCGCCGGGGGAUACCAGCCAGGAUACAUUGCGACAACGCGACGAACUUCGUCGGAGCGGAGAGGAAGCUGAGGGAGCUUCGGGAGGCCUUUCUGAAGCAGAAGCCGGAGAUUCUCCAGUUCGCCGCCGACGAAGGGUUCACGUUCGCCUUCAUACCUCCGAGGGCGCCCCACUUCGGCGGGCUGUGGGAGGCAGCAGUGAAGUCGGCGAAACAUCUGCUAGUUCGCGCCGUAGGCAACGCGCUGCUAACCGCCGAAGAAAUCGUAACGCUGCUCGUCGAGAUCGAAGCAGUGCUCAACUCGCGCCCACUCGCACCGCUCAGCAGCAACCCCAACGACGGCGAAGCGCUAACUCCCGCGCAUCUACUAAUCGGAUGCCCCUUGCGAGCUCUGCCACCGGAGAAAGUGCCCGACAGUCCCAGCCGCUGCUUAGACAGAUGGCAGCUUGUUUGCUUUCACAAGCAGCAGUUUUGGCGCGCGUGGUCGAAGAGCUACCUGUUGGAGCUCCAGCAGCGCAACAAGUGGGCCCAACCGCAGCCCAACGUCGAGCCAGGCCAACUCGUCGUCGUCCACGAGGACAACGUUCCACCGCAACAGUGGGUGCUAGGCAGAGUCACCAAAACAACUACGGGGGCAGAUGGCAAGGUGCGCGUCGCAGACGUCACAACUAAGUCUGGAGUCAUACGACGGCCUAUCCACAAACUAGCCGUGCUACCUAUGCCGAAUGAUUGAAGGACUAGAUCCCUUCAAGGUGGCCGGUGUCGAAGCAGAACUAUAUACAUACAUUAGCUAUAUAAACAAAAUAAAAAUUGAAAUAUGAAUUGUAUUUGA
Rhagoletis zephyria (snowberry fruit fly) is the source of this 1987-nucleotide messenger RNA. RefSeq lists its product as uncharacterized. Gene Ontology annotation, molecular function: nucleic acid binding. NCBI's taxonomy places the organism in Eukaryota, Metazoa, Arthropoda, Insecta, Diptera, Tephritidae. The record is from RefSeq and is a predicted model, not a curated record. Gene Ontology annotation, biological process: DNA integration.